Molecule: messenger RNA, 1257 nt
Organism: Setaria italica (foxtail millet)
Lineage: Eukaryota; Viridiplantae; Streptophyta; Magnoliopsida; Poales; Poaceae
Product: receptor-like protein 2
Exons: 3
Molecular function (GO): protein binding
Source: RefSeq, a predicted model, not a curated record
UAUUCUAUAGGUGAGCUUAAGAAACUGGUGACUAUCCAUUUGGACCACAACAGCAUGUCUGGGGAGCUUCCACCAACGUUGAGCAACUGCACGAGUCUCAUAACCAUUGACUUCAGUAGCAACAAUUUCAGUGGAGGACUCAAAGAGGUUAACUUCUCCAACUUACCUAAUCUAAAAACCAUAGAUCUUAUGCUAAAUAACUUCAGUGGCACAAUUCCAAAAAGCAUCUACUCAUGCAUCAAUCUAACUGCACUGCGGCUAUCUUCAAAUAAGUUCCAUGGCCAGUUGUCAGAAAGAAUAGGCAAUCUGAAGUCCCUGGCAUUCUUAUCGCUUGUUGACAAUUCCCUUACAAAUAUCACAAGUGCACUUCAGAUCCUUAGCAGUUGCAGGAACUUGACCACCUUGCUAAUAGGGACGAACUUCAAGAACGAGGCCAUGCCAAAGGAUGACGCAAUUGAUGGUUUUUGGAAUCUUCGGGUUCUUUUCUUAAAUGAUUGUUCAUUAUCUGGGAACAUACCUCUUUGGUUAUCCAAGCUCACAAAUUUGGAGAUGCUACUAUUAUAUAACAAUGAACUAACCGGACCAAUACCAGACUGGAUCAACAGCCUAAUUUUCCUCUUCCAUAUAAACAUGUAUAACAACAGCCUUACAGGGGAAAUUCCAACAGCCUUAAUGAGCAUGCCAAUGCUAGAGAAGGACAAGGUUGCACCAAAGCCCUUUGAGCUGCCUAUUUACACCCGAUCGCGUCAAUACCGCAUGGUCAGCUCUUUCCCCAAAGCGAUGAAUCUGGGAGGGAAUAACUUCACUGGUGUGAUUCCCAAAGAGAUUGGUCACCUGAAAGCUCUCCUUUCACUCAACUUGAGCUCCAAUAAAUUAACAGGAGUUAUCCCACAUUCAAUCUGCAAACUCAUAAACAUCCAGGUGCUGGACUUGUCAGGCAGCCAUCUAACAGAUGGAAUCCCUUCAGAACUAAACAACCUGCACUACCUUUCUGCGUUCAACGUCUCAAAUAAUGACCUGGAAGGGCCUAUCCCAAUCAUCGGCCAGCUUAGCACAUUCACGAGUUCUAGCUUUGUUGGGAAUCCAAGGUUGUGUUGUUCUAUGCUUGCUCAUCAAUGCGGUUCAACAGAAGAGAUUUUCACCACAAAAGUGAGGAUACAAACAUACGAGAAAAUCACUUUUGCUAUUGCCUUUUGUGCAUUCUUUAGUGUAGGAGUGUUGUAUGAUCAGAUAGUAUUAUCAAGGUUUUUUGGUUAG